This is a messenger RNA of Peniophora sp. CBMAI 1063, 468 nucleotides long. NCBI's taxonomy places the organism in Eukaryota, Fungi, Basidiomycota, Agaricomycetes, Russulales, Peniophoraceae. The record is from the annotation of a GenBank genome assembly.
AUGUCCGGCCCUGAACAACGCACCGAGAACAGGAUCGAAGAGCACCUCCCACGCACCGAUAUGCGAGCGGACCUGCCUCUCGGCCAGAACAUUACCGCGAUCAUACCACCUGCGCAGCACAAGACUCCCGGAAGCAGCGAUGAGUCGGGCCCAUACGCAGACACGGCUCCGUCACUUCAGAACGCCAUGGGCAUGCCUCACGUCGGCGAAGUCUACUACAGGAACGAUGCGUCGCUAGAUGAACGCACGAGCGCGAGCGAUACGCUCACCGGCGCGACCUCUGGAGAUGUGUACCGUGGGCAUGGGCAGCCUGCCCAGGGCGAGACGAGCGCGGAGCUCCAUCAUAAUGGAAAGGCGCACCGGAAGCGCGAGGGCGGAGGUGUCGAGCAACAUGGAGUUCAGAGCGGCGCGUUGGGCAACUUGAACCGCAAGGACGAAAUGCAGAAUAUCAAGGAGAUCAGGCAGUAG